Macroventuria anomochaeta is the source of this 2403-nucleotide messenger RNA. RefSeq names its product ARM repeat-containing protein. Gene Ontology annotation, molecular function: protein binding; protein-membrane adaptor activity. Gene Ontology annotation, biological process: vacuole inheritance; nucleus-vacuole junction assembly. Gene Ontology annotation, cellular component: fungal-type vacuole membrane. The coding region runs from base 369 to 2063 and encodes 564 amino acids. The transcript is spliced from 7 exons. The record is from RefSeq and is a predicted model, not a curated record. Lineage: Eukaryota; Fungi; Ascomycota; Dothideomycetes; Pleosporales; Didymellaceae.
CUGACUGCUAGCUCGAGAACCUUUGCGCUUUGUUUACCCGCACCAAGCGUAGCAGCGGAUCCAGCGCACCCACUUUUUCCAUGUGAUAAUCUAACGUAUCGGACGAGCUUUCCCAGCGCGCCCAACUGGCCGUGCACAGUGGAGAGCUGCGUUGCACACGGCCCAGCCUGCACGGGCGACACUUCACACUGGGCGCUCAACACCACAUCCAUCGCCGCGAGAGAGCCCAUCGCACGACGCAGCGCGCCUCUCGAGCUGCCCGUCCCCAUAUUCGUCUGGUCUGCGAUUCUCGUCGCUGCCCAUCCCCGCCCCUCUACAACCCCCGGGCAGGCCUCCGAGGCCCUUGAACCUUGUUGGCAGACGGCAUCAUGGGCGUCUCCCAGUUCUUCUCCAAGCUCUGCGGCUCCUGCUGCGGCGGACGCUCCAAGGACAGCAUCUACGACCCUGUGCUGGCCGACAGCGAGCGUGAAGCUGUCGCCGAUCUCCUGGGCUUCCUCGAAAAUCGCGCCGAGACCGACUUCUUCUCCGGCGAGCCCCUCCGCGCAUUAUCUACCCUAGUAUACUCAGACAAUAUCGAUUUGCAAAGGUCGGCAAGCUUGACCUUCGCCGAAAUCACAGAGAGAGAUGUCCGGGAAGUCGACCGUGACACGCUGGAGCCCAUCCUCUUCCUGCUCCAGAACCCCGACCUUGAAGUCCAGCGUGCUGCCAGCGCCGCCCUGGGCAAUCUAGCGGUGAACACCGAAAACAAGGUCGCCAUCGUCGCACUGGGUGGCCUUGCGCCCCUCAUCAAGCAGAUGAACUCGCCCAACGUCGAGGUGCAGUGCAAUGCCGUCGGGUGUAUCACCAACCUGGCUACGCACGAGGACAACAAGGCCAAGAUUGCACGCUCGGGAGCCCUGCAGCCCCUCACGCGUCUGGCCAAAUCCAGGGACAUGCGCGUGCAAAGGAACGCCACCGGCGCGCUGCUGAACAUGACACAUUCAGACGACAACCGCCAACAGCUUGUCAACGCCGGCGCAAUCCCCGUCCUCGUCCAGCUCCUCUCUUCCACAGACGUCGAUGUCCAGUACUACUGCACAACAGCACUCAGCAACAUCGCUGUCGAUGCCAGCAACCGCGCGAAACUGGCACAGACCGAAGGGCGUCUGGUGCAGUCGUUGGUCCACCUGAUGGAGUCCUCAUCGCCUAAGGUGCAGUGUCAAGCUGCACUCGCCUUGCGCAACCUGGCUUCAGAUGAACGCUACCAGCUCGACAUUGUGCGUGCACGUGGCCUGCCGUCUCUUCUCCGCCUUCUGCAAUCGUCUUACCUCCCCCUUAUCCUCUCCGCUGUUGCAUGUAUACGAAACAUCUCCAUCCACCCCGCAAACGAGUCGCCGAUCAUCGAAGCCGGUUUCCUUCGUCCUCUUGUCGAUCUCCUUGGCUCGACCGAGAACGAUGAGAUCCAAUGUCAUGCCAUCUCGACCCUUCGCAACCUCGCUGCAAGCUCGGACAAGAAUAAGCAGCUAGUGUUGGACGCUGGUGCAGUGCAAAAGUGCAAGCAGCUGGUUCUGAACGUACGAUUGCCCGUGCAGUCUGAGAUGACUGCGGCGAUCGCCGUUCUUGCAUUGAGCGAGGAGUUGAAACCUCAUCUACUCAACCUCGGUGUGUUCGAUGUUCUCAUCCCACUCACAGAGUCAGAGAGCAUUGAGGUUCAGGGCAACAGUGCCGCGGCCCUUGGCAACCUGUCUUCGAAGGUGGGCGACUACACCAUCUUCAUCCAGAACUGGACGGAGCCCGCAGGUGGUAUUCACGGCUACCUCCGCCGCUUCUUAGCCAGCGGAGACCCUACAUUCCAGCACAUCGCCAUCUGGACACUGCUGCAGCUUCUCGAGUCCGAGGAUGCCCGACUGUCAGAGCGCAUUUCCAAGUCAGACGAGAUCAUUCACAUGGUCAUCGAAAUCGCGGAGCGCAACAUCGAAUCCGAUGACGAAGAUAACGAAGACGGCGAAGGCGAGGUUGUCACACUUGCCCGCAGAUGUCUUGAGCUGUUGGGCAACAACCCCAAGACUCUCGUCGAGGGAUAAAACUGCUGGACGCAUCUUCGAUCCGGCUUCAUUGAUCACAUCUUUGCCUCUCUUUAAUCUCAUCGUUUGUUUUUGUUAAUGCGUUCAUGUUGAAUGCUGCUCGGUAUGGCAUGCUCAUGCAAAAUGUUUUCACGGCUGGCGUUUCCGGGAGCAGACUAUUUCCAACAUUUCUAGCGAGCAUGGGAGGAGCAUGACGUUUACUUAUUGGCAUACCAUCUUUGUUAGCACCGCUGCUUGACCAGGAAUAGCCUGUUGCUCGAGAGACACUGUAAUUGUUAGGGUUGGAUGAGGAGCAGAGCAUGGCGCUCUUUACGUAUAUUGUGGACGAAUCAAAAUGAGG